Abrus precatorius (Indian licorice) is the source of this 1491-nucleotide messenger RNA. RefSeq names its product guard cell S-type anion channel SLAC1. Gene Ontology annotation, cellular component: membrane. Lineage: Eukaryota; Viridiplantae; Streptophyta; Magnoliopsida; Fabales; Fabaceae. Gene Ontology annotation, biological process: transmembrane transport; stomatal closure; intracellular monoatomic ion homeostasis. The record is from RefSeq and is a predicted model, not a curated record. Gene Ontology annotation, molecular function: voltage-gated monoatomic anion channel activity.
AUGGGUGACAAGCACUUGAACUCACCCACUAAAGUUGAAGACACGAAGAGAGGUUUUAACAAGCAAGUGUCGUUGGAGACUGGAAUUUCGGUUCUGAACAUAGAAAGUAAGGUUAAAGAUGAGAGGAAGGCUCUGAGUAGAAGCGGGACAAACUUGGAAGCUUUUGAUUCGGAAAACAGAAAAUGGGACUUCGAAAUCUUCAAGACAAAAUCCACUCUCAGCAAACAGAAUUCUCUGUUGCCAAAAAAAGAGAGGGAAUUGGAGUCCCAGAAGAGUCAUUGCUCGGCUUUGAAUUACGAUGAGUCUGCUGACAAUAGUGUUCCUGCUGGUAGAUACUUCGCUGCUCUUAGAGGACCCGAGUUAGACCAAGUCAAGGACUUUGAGGACAUUCUUCUCCCCAAAGAUGAAAGAUGGCCAUUUCUCCUUCGGUUUCCUAUCGGAUGCUUUGGAAUUUGUCUUGGCCUAAGUAGCCAAACGAUUCUGUGGGGUGCUCUGGCAACAAGCCCUGCCAUCAGAUUUCUUCAUAUUACCCCAGCUAUCAACUUUGGUAUAUGGUUAUUGGCCAUAGCAGUGCUAAUCACUAUCUCCUUCACCUACAUUCUCAAAUGCAUAUUUUACUUUGAAGCAGUCAAAAGAGAGUACUUCCAUCCAGUUAGAGUCAACUUCUUCUUUGCACCCUGGGUUGUGUGCAUGUUUUUGGCCAUGGGUGCACCUCCUAAACUAGCCCCACAGACCCUUUACCCUGCCAUUUGGUGCACUUUGAUGGCACCUUAUUUUCUCCUUGAACUCAAAAUAUAUGGGCAGUGGCUUUCAGGGGGCAAAAGGAGACUCUGUAAGGUUGCCAAUCCCUCUUCUCAUCUUUCUGUAUCUGGAAACUUUGUUGGGGCAAUUUUGGCUUCAAAAGUGGGAUGGAAGGAAGCUGCUAAGUUCUUGUGGGCUGUUGGCUUUGCUCAUUACCUUGUGGUUUUUGUUACUUUGUAUCAGAGAUUGCCAACAAGCCAGGCACUGCCCAAGGAGCUACACCCUGUCUACUCCAUGUUUAUUGCAGCUCCCUCAGCAGCCAGUCUUGCUUGGGAGAAUAUCUAUGGUGAUUUUGAUGGGUUAUCCAGAACCUGCUAUUUCAUCGCCUUGUUUCUCUACCUUUCACUUGUUGUAAGGAUCAAUUUCUUCACUGGUUUCAGGUUUUCAGUGGCAUGGUGGUCUUACACAUUUCCCAUGACAACUGUGGCAGUGGCAACCAUCAAGUAUGCAGAGCAGGUCCCUUCCAUCAUAAGUAAGGGCCUUGCUCUUGGCCUUGCAUUUAUGUCAUCAACAAUGGUGUCUGUUUUGUUUGUGUUCACCCUUCUUCAUGCUGUCGUUUGGCACACCUUGUUCCCAAAUGAUCUUGCCAUUGCCAUAACUAAGAGGAAGCAUGUCAGGGAGAAGAAACAUUUGAAGAAAGCCUAUGACAUGAAGUUUUGGGCAAAAAAAUCUCUAAGAACAACUCACUGA